AUGCAAGAUGCUCUACUUGCCUCUAUUGCCACAUUCCAUACGAAGAAGAUUAUUCUUUCUGAUCUGAUCAAGUUUCCUCAUUAUGGAAUGAUUCCUGAAACCAUGAAGCUUCCUCCUAUCGGACUGAAAGUUCUGUCUCCAGAACAGCAAGCAGCUUUGGAUGCACUUGAAAAACCUACCAACAGGGGAAAGAGGGUUUCAAAGAAAGAGGAUCCUGAGGAACAUGAGCAAAGUGAGGAAGAAGAGGUUCUUCAUGUCUCACCCCGAGAGCCUACUCCUCCACGAUCUCCUACUCCACCAGAAUCUCCAAAACACAACAGAGUUCCAACUCCAAUCCAAUCACCGAAACAGACUGUUCCACUUUCUGUUCCCAUUGUUACUACACCCCUUACCACUCCAGCAACAACUUUGCCAAGCUCACCACCAAUUACUACUGUUCCUAUUUCUACUGUAUCCAUAUCCUCUCCACUUAUAACCGAAUCCACAACCACUACCAUUCCUAAAUCCACCGUAGAAGUCAAUGUAUCUGAUACAGGGGCUACUACUGCGACUACAACUCCAAUCGAUACCAAACUUCCUUCACCAACCCAAUCCAAUGAUUCUGGUGCUACUCUUGGAGGAGACGAUGAGGAAUUUGACUCAAUCUACUACAGUCCUUAUCGACUUCAAUCCGAUGAUGAGACUGAUGCUCCUGUUUCAUGUAAACAAAUACAGGGCAUUCAUGAGAAGUUGGAUCGUUUGCUUGCCGACAGCAAAGCCUAUGGUGGUGUUGUUCUUAAAGCAUUUCUGGAGACAACCAUUGAGCAGUAUACUCAGGCAAUUGACAAUUCUACGAAGGCAGUUAAUGAGUCUACCUCUACCUCUCACUAUCAAUCCUCCGUGGACUCCUUUUCUAAGUCCCUUCACGAUGAAACUACUAAGUUUGAGGCUGUCUGCUCUGAGCUUAAAACAGAAACCACCUCUUUUUUACACUCAGUGGAUUCUCGUUUUGAUGCUCUGGCUGCUAAUUUGGCAACAGAGGGUGCCUUGAAGGAGGAUUUGGCUAAAAAGCAAGCCACAAUUGAUGUUCAAAAGGUGCAGCUGGCCCAGGCAGAGAAAGAAAUUUCUUUGUUGAAAGUUCAAAGGGCUACAGAAGAUGAAGAACCGAAAGUCUCAACAGAACCGAAGGUUAAUUUAGCUUCGGGUUCUAGUUCUCAAUCAAAGCAUAAAGGUGUUAAUGAUGAAAGUGAGAGUGAUGUUGAAGAAACUAUAGCUGACGCUCUUAUACGAAAGAAAAGAAACAUAGAGCUUGAUGAAACAAUGAAAGUGGUUAAUGAAGCAGAGGAACAGGAAAAGAGAACCAAGGAAGAAAAGGAUGUCUUACAAUGCAAGAAGGCUUUGUUUCCUGAGUGGAACAGAGAUACUCUUAUCAAUCAAGCUAUUGAUUUUCCUUCUGUUUAUUUGUUGGAACCAGUUGCUUUGUUUGAUUGUGAUAACUCUAAAGACUCGUAG
This is a messenger RNA of Lactuca sativa (garden lettuce), 1491 nucleotides long. Lineage: Eukaryota; Viridiplantae; Streptophyta; Magnoliopsida; Asterales; Asteraceae. The record is from RefSeq and is a predicted model, not a curated record.